GAACUUACAAGCCUUAAUAUUUAGAUAUCGAUUAAAAACAAUUUCAACUUUGCUCCAUUGAUCAGACAAAAACAAAAUUAAUCAAGAAAAAAUCACAUUGCAAAAGCUUAACUCAAAAUAGUUGCUCCGAUUUUUUUUUAUUUCACACAUUGUUCUCGUUCCUAUGGCAAUACUUUACGUACAAGUGCUCGAAGAUUGGCUUGUCCUAACAGACGUGCCGCGAGCACUGCUUUUGAGUGCUGGUUAUUUUUUGUAACCUUUUUUCUUAACAAUUUUUAAUUGUACAUCAAACUAGAGGGACAAAAUUACUUUUCUUUGUUACAAAAAACUGAGCCCCGGAUCAUCAAGGUAGCAAGGAAAACUUGCUUUCAAACACGUUCAUUCUCGCACAGUGCUAUAGCAUCGGGCAAUCUUUGGCACCUCGCUCACCUAUUUUAUAGGUUGGGUAUAUCUCGGAGAGGAGAAAGUAUGAAACAAUAAUCUGUAAAAGAGAAAGAAUCGAAGAUCUUGCAGUCGAGUGAAGAUGUCAGCAUUUCUUUACGAGGAACAUCACAGCCGGAAAUUUGUAUAAACUGUAUUUUGCAUUAUAUCGGUACUUUAAUGGCUCGUGGACAACAAAAGAUUCAAUCACAAGCUAAAGCAGCAGAAAAAGCUGCAAAAGUAAAAAAGCAACAAGGACACAGUGCCAAUGAACAAAAAAAGGCUGCACAGAAAGCUCUAGUACAUGUGUGCGUAGUAUGUAAGGCCCAAAUGCCAGAUCCAAAGACGUAUAAGCAACAUUUUGAGAAUAAACAUCCCAAGAACGAGUUGCCAGAUGAUUUAAAAAAUAUAUGAGGGUGCGAUCUUUUGUAUAAUUGCAGAGCUGAGAUGCAGCAAAAAAAGAAAUGACUACAAAUGACAAAGUGAUAUACUUCAAUGUUCAACCGAUCAUUAAAUAGUCUUAAUUCAAAAAAUAAAUGAAAUCUUGUUAGUGUUUAAAGUGAACUAUUGCACAGUUAAGAAAUGAAUUUUUGUGCACAGCCCCGAAUUAUUCUAACAUUAUUGAUGGUUCGCUUACAAAAUCAAAUAUCCAUUUCUUCCAAAGAUAUUCAGCAUUCAUCAUCUAAUAUGUGAUUCUUAAGUUUUUCACUUAAGCAUAAAAGCAAUGGAGUAUGUAUAUUGCUAAGAAAUAAAAAUAAUGAAUUUAGCAGAAUUGUUCCAAGUAUUUGUACGUAUUUUGAUGUUAUAGGCAGUAAAACAGUAUUUAUUCUUCUGUUAUUAGAAAAAUGAUUAAUUCAAUGUAGAUAUUAUAUGUAUAACGCAUGGAAAUCGCACGAUUCUCGAGAAUUUAAAAAAUUACAAGAAAAAGAUGAAAAUGAUAUUUUACGAGAAUUGAGAAACUGCCAUUUUAUAGCAUCUACCAUUUACUUAUUAAAAAUAUUCUAUGAUUAAAAUGUAUCACGCUAUGAUCUAUUAUUUUUUUAUGUAUUUGAGCCUCAUUUUAACUGAAAUGAAAUAGUUCGUUAUUUUGAAAUACGUUAUAUUAAUGUAAAACUUAAUAGAUAUUUGUUUUUGACAAAAUUACAAUUAGCUUUCAGUACUUAAACCCUUUGCUAUUUUAUACUGAGAAUAAUUGAUGCAGUGAACUGUUUUGUGUAAAUUAAUUUUACAAAGUAUAGUGUACUACAUUGUACAUUUGUCUCUAUGCGUUAACAAAAAUGUGUACCACUUAUUACAGAAUCUGUUAUUCUCGGUAAUUGAUAGACUCAUUGUACUUCAAAAUACAUACAUAUGCUUUAAUACGCCAAGUGCAUAGAAAUUUAAAUAUACUGAAGAUAUGUUAAUAGUGUUCAGUGCUAACGUGGUUUGUGGGAAUUCCUAGCAUGUGUUUAACUUAGAAAUAAGUAUGCGCAUUAUGUAAUUUAUUCUGAUAAAAUAAUUAUACAAUUUUUCACAACAA
Messenger RNA from Osmia bicornis bicornis, 1939 nucleotides. Its product is annotated as zinc finger protein 706-like. Lineage: Eukaryota; Metazoa; Arthropoda; Insecta; Hymenoptera; Megachilidae. The record is from RefSeq and is a predicted model, not a curated record. Bases 601 to 834 code for a protein of 77 amino acids. The transcript has 4 exons.